Messenger RNA from Mustela erminea (ermine), 1278 nucleotides. It is a transcript of the gene METTL6, whose product is annotated as methyltransferase like 6. NCBI's taxonomy places the organism in Eukaryota, Metazoa, Chordata, Mammalia, Carnivora, Mustelidae. Bases 296 to 1150 code for a protein of 284 amino acids. The transcript is spliced from 6 exons. The record is from RefSeq and is a predicted model, not a curated record.
CCGGGAGCUGGCCUCCAGGUGUGUUUGUCCCCGCGCCGCGGCUUCCCCACUCGGCUUCCGAGGCCGGGGCCGGGCUGAGGGCUGAGUGUGUCCGGUCCUGCCCGUCCAGAACCAAGAACCGGAACCACCUCCUUUUUCUUGCAAAGCAACCGAUGCUGCCUGAGGCUUGAACCCAACCUGAGAAACCACAUAUGAAAAACCCUGCCAGUGUUUGCAGUAUCAGCUUGAAUUCCUCAGGUUAUUCUGGGAUGGAGACUCUUCAGCAGUGUUAAAUAUUUUACCAUAAAUUUAGGAGAUGGCUUCUUUACAAAGGAAAGGGCUGCAGGCAAGGGUUCUCAGCUCUGAAGAAGAAGAGAAACUGAAAAGAGAUCAGGCUUUGGUGUCUGAUUUUAAGCAGCAAAAACUGGAAAAAGAGGCUCAGAAGAACUGGGACCUUUUUUACAAAAGAAAUAGUACUAACUUCUUCAAAGAUAGACACUGGACCACAAGAGAGUUUGAGGAGCUCAGAUCAUGUAAAGAGUUUGAAGAUCAAAAAUUGACUAUACUUGAAGCUGGCUGUGGUGUUGGGAACUGCUUAUUCCCACUUUUAGAAGAAGAUGUGAAUAUCUUUGCCUAUGCCUGUGAUUUUUCUCCAAGAGCGGUUGAAUACGUCAAGCAAAAUCCUUUAUACAACGCAGAAAGAUGCAAGGUAUUCCAGUGUGAUCUAACCAAAGAUGACCUUCUGGAACAUGUGCCCCCAGAGUCUGUGGAUGUUGUCUUAUUGAUAUUUGUACUCUCUGCUGUUCACCCUGAUAAGAUGCACCUUGUCUUAAAAAAUAUUUACCAGGUAUUAAAACCAGGCAAAAGCGUCUUGUUUCGGGACUAUGGGCUGUAUGAUCAUGCCAUGCUUAGGUUUAGAGCUGGCAGCAAACUUGGAGAAAACUUCUAUGCUAGACAAGAUGGAACCAGAUCAUAUUUUUUUACUGAUGAAUUCCUGGCUCGGCUCUUUAUGGACACAGGUUAUGAAGAAGUGGUGAAUGAGUAUGUGUUCCGUGAAACAGUGAACAAAAAAGAAGGCCUGUGUGUGCCAAGAGUUUUCCUUCAGAGCAAAUUCCGAAAGUGUCCUAAGAACCCAUCUCCUGUGAGCCUGGGCCUGGAUCCCAAGUCCUGACUUUUCACGAGGUUGACGUUUAUGCCUCCCCUCAUAGAGGAAAGCUUAAAGUCACACUUUAUUUUGGAUAUUUUUAUAUUUUUCUAAAAAUGAGGAUGUGUAAUUUUUAUAUUAAAAAGUAGCAAGUG